UGACCGCGCCUUUCCCUAGUCACGCAACCAGCUCUCCUUCUCUCCUCUCGCCUACAGCAAACACCACCACCACCUUCGACAUCCACAAGUUCCUAAUCACAAGCCCACUCCCACCCCACCAACACCAUGAACAAUCUACCCAGGGAACACGGUAUCACGCUCGCCAGCGCUGUUCUCACAACGGCCACGACCACCGGGCUCUCGUGGCUCGGGUUCAAGGCCUGGAACGUCGACACCGAGUACUACGAGGCCGAAGCGCGCGAGCGGGCUGAGCGCGAGGGCGCGGAUAACGAAGGCGCCGGCGUUAGAGACACGAUGCGGAGCACUGCGGGCUACAACGGAUAGCGAGCUGAUGUGUGCAUGGACUGGGCUUAUUGACGAGUGUAACGGGAUUUGCGGAAACUGGAGGUUCGGGUUGGAAGGAUCUGAGGCCGCUGUCGAGGAACCGGG
Messenger RNA from Didymella exigua CBS 183.55, 450 nucleotides. RefSeq lists its product as uncharacterized. Lineage: Eukaryota; Fungi; Ascomycota; Dothideomycetes; Pleosporales; Didymellaceae. The record is from RefSeq and is a predicted model, not a curated record. The transcript has a single exon. Bases 127 to 345 code for a protein of 72 amino acids.